This is a messenger RNA of Thermothelomyces thermophilus ATCC 42464, 342 nucleotides long. RefSeq lists its product as uncharacterized. The coding region runs from base 1 to 342 and encodes 113 amino acids. Lineage: Eukaryota; Fungi; Ascomycota; Sordariomycetes; Sordariales; Chaetomiaceae. The record is from RefSeq and is a predicted model, not a curated record. The transcript has 2 exons.
AUGGUUCAGAACGGAGGUGACUUCGACCUCGACACCGACAUGGCUACCGACAAGUUGGUCAACGAGGCCUACGCCAAAAUUGAGGCACUCGAGGGCGCCAAAGCGAAGCGUAUCAAGAUCGAACCACCUGGCAAAUACGGAGGAACCAAGGAGGAUCUCGUAGGAUUCCUGACAAACCUCCGAUCCUACUUCCGGCUUAAUGACGACAAGUUUCCGGACGACAAAGCCAAAGUCCUCUACGUAGCCACGAGAUUGGAGGGCAAGGCACUUAGAUGGUUCGAGCCUACGUGGAACGACUAUCUCACUGAGGAAGACGAAGACGACCGAGACGCGUUCACGUAG